GUUUUACUCUAGCCCGUGCCCUUUAAUUCCUCAUCGAUCCCGUCCGUCCGUCUGUGUGUGUGUUUGUGUCAGAGAGCGAGCGAGCGAGCGAGCGAGAGUGUGUGUAAAGUUUCACUUCCAUCCGAGGUGACGCUCAGCUGGCAAGGAAACCGUGCCACGAAGCCCUCCCAAAAGUCCCGCCGGCUUCUCCACAUGGCGGGACGCUAGGUCGCCGGGGUGAGCAUGCGGCACUGGGCCGGUGUGUCCAGCUGGUGGCGCCGCUGAGCGAGCCAUGGACGAGUUUAGCGGCAGGACGUACGGCACCAGCGGCCUGGACAACAGACCUCUGUUUGGGGAGACGUCAGCACGGGAUCGCAUCAUCAACUUGGCAGUGGGAGGAUUUACGUCCCUGGUUGUGCUGGUGACCGUCGUCAGCUCUUUUGUUUUCCCGUCGUUGCCUCCGCGGCCGCUCAACGUUUUCUUUGCCGUUUGCAUCCUGCUUGCCUGCGGAUCCACCAUUUUGCUGAUCUUCUGGUACCGCCAAGGCGACCUGGAGCCCAAAUUCCGCAACCUGAUCUACUACAAGCUGGCGUCCAUUGUGUUGCUGUGUCUUUGUGCCAACCUCUACUUCCACGACGUGAGGUGAGAGCCGGCAGCUGGAUGGGACGGGACGGGACGGAACGGACCCCCUCUCCCUCCCCCCCCCCCGAUGGUGGCGAAUGAACACGUUUACACGCCGCACAACACGCAAGGAAAGCUCCACUCAAAACGUCGUCCUCACGUCACUUUGUGUUUUAUGAAGGUCUGGCACACAUGUGCACAACAUUCCGGUCAGCAAGCCCUUUAACGCCAUGGCUUUCUUUUUCACGGAUUAUUGUAACCGUGGCAACAAAACUGGCUCAGCAUUUUUUGCUCGCCAUCAAGUUGAAGGCGAUGUAGCACACUGGUACCGUGACUGCGGACCUCUCAAGUUGCGCCAAAAUGCCAAUUUGUAGUUUUGCCUCACUAUCAGUACGCUAGUGUGCAGAGAGGCCACAAACUAGUUUGCACGCCAGUCGUGUUGAGGACAAAGCAUGGACUAGUGCACAGACUUUGCGAUGGCUCCCAAUCAAUUUCCAAAGCGAAGCACGCGGCCGGUGGGCACCAGCCAUGAUUUUUUUUUUGUACGCCAAACAUCAGGUUUUCCGCGCGUAGCGUAGCAGGCCGACCUCGGCACUUCGGAGCGCAAAGGAGCUAACGCUCCCUGCUGUGCUUCGCCUGCUCCCACCAAAAAACCACAAAGGAUUUUCUCACACGUGACACUUUUAACGCUUUCCUCGUUCCCACGAGGGCAAACAAGCGACAAGUUGGAGCUCACCGCGACUUUCAGAUUGUCAAAGCCAUGUUUUUCUGUUGUUUUUAUUGACUAUUUGACACAAUAAAUACAAGUAACCUGAA
Molecule: messenger RNA, 1416 nt
Organism: Syngnathus typhle (broad-nosed pipefish)
Lineage: Eukaryota; Metazoa; Chordata; Actinopteri; Syngnathiformes; Syngnathidae
Gene: tmem243b
Product: transmembrane protein 243, mitochondrial b
Exons: 5
Coding region: 272-625 (117 amino acids)
Source: RefSeq, a predicted model, not a curated record